AUGAGAACAACCUUUCCUAUUGCCUGCCAUUUGCCUAGAAAUCCCUUGAAAGAUUCUAGCAUUCGCCGCAGAGAAAGCCCGGUAAUCUCAUCGCUUGAGACCACCACAAAAACUUAUUCCUCGCAAUCUGAUAGCAAGUAUUGCCAUCUCCCAGAAGGAGUCGAUCCAUUGACACAGCAGAUGCUCAACUACGAUGAACCUCGUUCCAAUUAUCACGGAUUUUCGUACGAAUUCAUUCACUCGGCGCUAUCGUCGGUUUUCGAUUGCCGGACUGCAAAUUGUUCGUUCGCUCAACAGUACAUACAGUACGGUCGGCUACUGAAGUUCAUAUACGGAUAUCUCGCAUACUCUGACGUUACCCAAUCAUUCUUCCAAUGCAACAAACCUCGGCUCUACCCUCAAUCCAUAAUAGACGGUUUAACAGGUGAAUUCAUUGUUGCUAUUUCCAAACCGGAAAUUCCAGUAAUGAACCCAACAACAUAUGAGGUACCACAGGGGUGCGAUGGUGUCAAGCCAAAUAGCACCUGGAUUUACCUUUGCAAGAAUCUAUCAAGCGAGCAUACAAGUAGGGCGCCUGUUCGAGCACCAAUAUGUGGAAGUACGAUGUCGCCAACGGGGAAAGUCGACUACCAGUGCUCGUCAUUUCAUGAACUUCAAGUGGUGGACAACAAGUCAUUCUACAACAUCUACUCGUAUCUCGAUAUGGUGAGCGCAUUGACGGCUCAUCACAUCCAAUGGUACGGAGCUAUCGUCAUGAACGGAGCUGUUUCUCUGCCUGAUAGCGCUUAUGUCGAGUAUCCAGAUGGCUCUCCUGACCAUCUUCAACUACAACAACGUCGCAUUCGAGUGCAUGGGCAGUGCGUUUACGAAUAUACUGGCGGAAAGUCCUACAGUAACUCCGUCUUCGGCACAAUCCAGGAUUACCAUACGUGCCUCGUCAAUUUUAGUGUCAUAAUUAUUGUGACCAACGUAUCUAACAGAGAGACUGGUGGAGGCAGACCGGUCUGGAAGUCUUCGCCACUUGCGUUGGCAGCCCUGGCCUUCAAUAUCAACCUCAGCGGAAAGGAGACCACGAUGUCGAAGACGUUCUUGGUAUGGAGAAGCUGGCCUAAAAGAAAGUUGGAAGACUUCGAAUUUCUGAUGGGUGAGAUCACAAAUUAG
Lindgomyces ingoldianus is the source of this 1161-nucleotide messenger RNA. RefSeq lists its product as uncharacterized. The coding region runs from base 1 to 1161 and encodes 386 amino acids. NCBI's taxonomy places the organism in Eukaryota, Fungi, Ascomycota, Dothideomycetes, Pleosporales, Lindgomycetaceae. The transcript is spliced from 14 exons. The record is from RefSeq and is a predicted model, not a curated record.